Messenger RNA from Megalops cyprinoides (Indo-Pacific tarpon), 1204 nucleotides. It is a transcript of the gene atat1, whose product is annotated as alpha tubulin acetyltransferase 1. The coding region runs from base 262 to 1161 and encodes 299 amino acids. The record is from RefSeq and is a predicted model, not a curated record. Gene Ontology annotation, biological process: alpha-tubulin acetylation. The transcript is spliced from 10 exons. Gene Ontology annotation, cellular component: microtubule. Lineage: Eukaryota; Metazoa; Chordata; Actinopteri; Elopiformes; Megalopidae. Gene Ontology annotation, molecular function: tubulin N-acetyltransferase activity.
UUGACACUGCAUUAGAAACGCACGACCGACUCUCACAUAGCUGGGAUUGCAAAUCUGUCACGGUAGCGGGCUACCAGUAGUGUAAAAAUGACAACACUGCAUUGAAAUGUGCAUUCAGUCGGGCGGCGUAACAGUCUACCUCUGAAUGCUUCUGAGGUUAACGUACCGGUAGUUAUUUUUCCGUAGAACUAGUCCAGCUAAAUUAGCAGAAUUUGGAGAACAGAUUACCGCUGCACUGAUUUUAAAAAAAAUAUCAAGAAUAUGGAAUUCCCGUUCGAUGUAAAUGCUCUUUUCCCCGAAAGAAUCACGGUAUUGGAUCAUAACUUGACGGCAGGGCGAAAAGCACUAGGAAGACAAGACCCUCAGCGGCAAAUAGCCACAGUAAUAGAUGAGCUCGGCAAAGCUUCUGCAAAGGCGCAGCAGCUGGCUGCUCCCAUCACCACCGCGGUGAAGCUCCAGACCAACAGGCAUCAUCUGUACCUGCUGAAGGAAGGGGAGAGCAAUGGGGGGAAGGGCGUGGCCGUGGGCUUCUUGAAGGUUGGUUACAAGAAGCUCUUUCUGCUGGACCAGCAGGGGGCGCAUGUUGAGACCGAGCCACUCUGUGUUCUGGACUUCUUUGUCACAGAGAACCUGCAGCGGCACGGCUAUGGGCUGGAGCUCUUCAGCUUCAUGCUGCAACACAAGAGGGUGGAGCCUGUUCGGAUGGCCUAUGACAGACCUUCUCCUAAAUUCCUGUCUUUCCUGGGGAAGCAUUACGGCCUGAAAGACUGUGUCCCACAGGUCAAUAAUUUUGUGGUGUUUGACGGAUUCUUCAGGGACAAAUCAGCGGUGCAGCUGAGAAAGACUCUCCCAAAAAAGCCAGAGGGAGAGAUCAAACCGUACUCCCUGACGGAGCGAGAGGUGGUUCGGGAGGAGCAGAGGGCCCUGCCCUGGCCUUUCGCCCGCCCCACUGCUCCUCCCCUCUCUCCUCCCCUCUCCCUCUCUUCCCCGUACUCCCGCUCCCUCAGCGUGGACUCGUCCCCGAGUCGGGGCCCCUUUCGGGGGAACCCCGCCCCCGGCCCCCACAGGAACCAGACCCCCCACUCCCAGUACAUCGAAAACAUGAACUGCAGGGCCAGACGCACCAGCUCCCUUAACCGCUCCCAGAUCUCUUUCCAUUGACCUUUGACCUUUGACAUUUGGACCUUUGACCCCCAUCCCUUGC